Messenger RNA from Exophiala mesophila, 1653 nucleotides. RefSeq lists its product as uncharacterized. Gene Ontology annotation, molecular function: transmembrane transporter activity. The record is from RefSeq and is a predicted model, not a curated record. Bases 25 to 1653 code for a protein of 542 amino acids. Gene Ontology annotation, biological process: transmembrane transport. Lineage: Eukaryota; Fungi; Ascomycota; Eurotiomycetes; Chaetothyriales; Herpotrichiellaceae. The transcript is spliced from 6 exons.
UGCGAGAGACAGAAGUGAAGCACCAUGGCAGGAGACCACGAACACGAACACGGGGCUCACCCACCACAUUUGAAACACAGCCAUGCCCAUGAAGAAGAUGUUCCUGGGACCGUCAAUUUGCGAGCAGUCGAGGGAGACGACACUGGCUAUGGACAGGCUCUCUUCCCUGUGCCUGCCGACGACCCCAACGACCCGCUGCAAUGGCCGAAUUUCAAAAAGACCAUGAUUCUCAUCAUUUGCGCGUUAUAUUCCUUCUUGGGAAAUUCGGCUUUGCUGGGGCCUAGCGUCUACAUCGGAAUCUACUCCGAGUUAUUUUCCAUUACGCCUGCUGAAGCGUCAGGCUUGAUCAGCUAUCCCAACCUGGCUUAUGGAUUCGGCUCUUUGUUCCUGGUGCCGACCUACCUCAAGUUCGGUCGCCGGCCCGUCAUGCUCGCCUCUAUUAUCUGUUUUGCCGCUGGCCUCAUUGGCUCCUCUCAAUGCAACACCUUUGCCAGUUUGAUGGCGACACGAGUUCUGGCGGCCUUUGGCUCGGGGGUGUGUGAAGCCUUACCUGUGCAACUUGUCAAUGACAUCUUCUUCAUCCACGAAAGAGGCCAGCGACUGGGCUACUACACUGUCUGCCUCUGCCUUGGUGCCACUGGACCUUUGUACGCCGGAUAUAUGCUAGCUGGAGGCUACUCAUGGCGCCUGUUUUUCUACGUCGAGUUCGCUUUCGCGUGUGCACUCUUCAUCCUGGCCUUUUUCUUCGUUGAGGAGACAUGGUACAACCGAGACGAGAUGAAGGCCCGGUUAGGUGCUGCGGUCGAGGCCAGCGGAUCGACAGAGAAAGUGGCUGAGGCUGAUCUUCGAGAGGUUCAGUCAGCAACACCGGCGCGCAAGAGUUUCGUGUCGACGCUCAAACCCUGGGGUGUGUACGACAAGGAAUCUCCGUUCCUGAUGACCAUGGUCCGAUCGUUUUCGUAUUUCCUCGUCCCCAGUGUGUUCUGGGUAGUGACGACUUAUGGGAUCUAUAUUGGGUUAGGUGCACUGGCAUUCAACUAUACCUUUCCCAUCAAGAUCACAAGCCCUCCAUACAAUUGGAGCCAGACCAACUCAGGGCUGAUUGCGGUGGGCAACGCCGUGGGCUAUCUUCUAGCGGUGCCAUUCACCACCACAUCAGAUCGGCUCGCAGCGUACCUGACCAAAAAGAACGACGGUGUUCGAGAAGCCGAGAUGCGACUGGGAGUGCUCCUCCCUGCCAUGUUGAUCGGACCAGCGUCGUUGAUUGUAUACGGAUUCACGGCGGAGCAGAACCUGCACUGGUUUGGGUAUUUCGCUGGGGUGGCCAUGUGUAAUUGGUCGGCCUACUUCUACUUCACAUUCACGUUGGCAUAUGCAGUGGACAGCCACACGGUGAACUUGUCGGAGAUGCUGAUUGCGAUGAACCUAGGCAAGCAGGCCAUCUCGUUUGGCAUGGGUCUGCACCUGCUGGAUUGGGUGCUGGAGAUUGGCUAUGUCAAGACCAUUGCGGGUAUCUUCUGCGGUGUGCUGGCCAUCAACAAUCUGGCGUUGUUGGUGUUUAUGUUCUUUGGCAAGAAGAUCCGCAUCAUGGUCCACAAGACAUGGCUAGCAGGUGUGCACAGGAAGACACAGGUGGUUGGGGAAUCGCAUUGA